This is a messenger RNA of Tripterygium wilfordii, 2345 nucleotides long. RefSeq names its product pentatricopeptide repeat-containing protein At3g07290, mitochondrial. The record is from RefSeq and is a predicted model, not a curated record. Gene Ontology annotation, molecular function: protein binding. NCBI's taxonomy places the organism in Eukaryota, Viridiplantae, Streptophyta, Magnoliopsida, Celastrales, Celastraceae. The transcript has a single exon. The coding region runs from base 145 to 2232 and encodes 695 amino acids.
UCUGAGGCUUUAUGCUUAGACUACCUCUUUGCUCGUACAUCUGCAACUGCAUAGCGGCGACAGAGCAAAAAAAGCAAGAAGCGGUUCGUUCCAUCAUCGACGGCUUACAACAAUCCAUCCUGUAAAACCGUUAUCUCGCUAUGUAUGUUGACUAACACAAGCAGACUCGUCAAAAUCCCGUUCAGGUUUCAUGUGUUUAAAUCUCCUUAUAUGCUCUUUUCUGUUUCUCUUUUAUCUACACAUCACCCUUCAAAGACCACAGAAUCUGAAGAAAAUUCUGUCUAUCGUGUCUCGAGUUUAAUUAACAAGCCCGACUGGGUUCGAAACAGUACUCUUAAGUCACUGGCAUCUCAUUUGACCCCACAUGAUGCUGCAAAGAUUAUAGAACUCAACAGGACAAAAGUCGACGUCGGUGUUCAAUUUUUCAAGUGGAUUUGCAAGCAAUCCACGUAUUGCUACGAUACAAGCAGUAAGAUUCUUCUUUUGCAUUUAAUUGUUUCCUCCAAGUCAUAUGGGGUUGCUCAUAAAGCCAUAAUUGUGUUGAUUAAGGAGUGUUGUGAAAACCAAAGUGAGAUCUUGACGCUGAUGGAGGCGCUCGAUGAAAUGAGAAUGGAUGGGUUUAGUCUAAAUUACCCUUGUUAUUGCACUCUUUUGAUGUGUUUGGCGAAGUUGGAUAUGGGUCUUGCAGCAUUCAAUGUUUACAAGAGAAUGGUUAGUGAGGGCUUCUGUGUUUGUGGGAUUGUUUAUAGAACAAUAAUCAACGCCCUGUGCAAGAGUGGAUUUGUACAAGCUGCUGAGAUGUUUGUAUGUAGGAUCUUGAAAUUUGGGUUUCGCUUGGAUAGUCAUAUUUGUACUUCUAUGGUGCUGGGUUAUUGUAGGGAAAAAGAUCUCCAGGAGGCACACAGGGUGUUUGAUAUAAUGUCUAAAGGAGAUAGUUAUAAGCCCAAUUCAGUAACCUACACAAUGCUUAUCCAUGGGUUAUGUGAGGUGGACAAGUCGAAAGAAGCCUUUGGCUUGAAAGAAGAAAUGAUAAAUGGGGGCUGCCAGCCAUCUACUCGUACAUAUACCGUACUCAUAAAAGCUGUUUGCGAUGUUGGAUUGAUUGAUAAAGCUUUAAGCUUGCUUGAUGAGAUGGUUAGUAAGGGAUGUAAACCAAAUGUCCAUACUUAUACUGUUUUGAUUGAUGGAUUAUGCAGAGAAGGAAAGAUGGAGGAGGCUCAUGGGAUGUUCCAUAGAAUGCUAGAAGAACGGUUGUUUCCUGGCACUAUAACUUACAACUCACUAAUUAAUGGGUAUUGCAAAGAAGGACAGGUUAUUUCUGCUUUGGAGGUGCUUGCAGUGAUGGAGAAGCGAAACUGCAGGCCCAAUAUUCGCACGUACAAUGAGCUUAUCGAAGGGUUAUGCAGAGUUAACGAAUCUGACAAAGCGGCGUUACUAUUGAGAAAGGUGGUUGAGAAUGGCUUAUUGCCUAACGAAGUAACAUAUAAUAUUAUGAUUGAUGGAUUCUGCCGAGAAGGUCAACUGGACAUUGCUUUAAAGAUGUUUAGUUCGAUGAAUUCGUUAGGUGUUGAGCCCGACAAUAAUACUUUCACUAUAUUAUUCGACCAGCUGUGCAAACAAGAGAGACCAGAACUAGCAAAUGGGCUUUUGGGUUUGAUGGAAAAGAAGGGAAUAUCGCCUGAUGAAGUAAUGUUUACUGCUCUUAUUGAUGGCUUUUGCAAAGUUGGUAAACUUGGAGAUGCAUUAUUGCUUUUCGAAAGGAUGUUGGAGACUGUAUUUUUGACAAGCCCUCACACACUCAACUUAUUUCUUGAUGUGUUCUGCAAAGAAAAUAAGUUAAAAGAACAAUAUGCAGUAUUUGGAAAGAUUAUAAAGUACGGCUUAGUUCCUUCCGUAGUGACUUAUACGACUUUAAUAGAUGGUCUGUGUCGAGCAGGCAACGUUACUGCUUCCUUAAACAUGCUGGAUUUGAUGAAGCGGGUUAGUUGUGCCCCAAAUGUCUAUACAUAUACUAUUCUCUUAAACAGUCUGUGCCAGAAUGGAAGAAUUGAGGAAGCUGAGACACUUCUUUCCGAUAUGUUGAAUUCAGGUGUAUCUCCAAACUAUGUCACUUAUGCUGUGUUAGUAAAAGCACAUAUAAAUGUAGGUAGGUUCGAACGUGCUCUUGAUAUUUUGAACGACGUUAAAAAAGAACACAAUGGAAAUACAAUUCGCGGAUCAAAUUAUUUUUGAUAUUUUUGGAUACUUAAUUUUGUCUUGCUCAUCAAUUACAUGAUGCAAUUCUCGGUAAUCUUGUUUUUAAGAACUGCUGUUGGCGAUUCUGCUUGAUGGUUCCCGUUUUGGAA